Molecule: messenger RNA, 2595 nt
Organism: Xiphophorus hellerii (green swordtail)
Lineage: Eukaryota; Metazoa; Chordata; Actinopteri; Cyprinodontiformes; Poeciliidae
Product: cadherin-related family member 5-like
Exons: 15
Coding region: 58-2322 (754 amino acids)
Biological process (GO): cell morphogenesis; cell-cell junction assembly; calcium-dependent cell-cell adhesion
Cellular component (GO): adherens junction; catenin complex; plasma membrane
Molecular function (GO): cadherin binding; calcium ion binding; beta-catenin binding
Source: RefSeq, a predicted model, not a curated record
AGCAGGGCAACGAGACACACAGAGACCAGCUCAUACAAGGAGGACAGAGACAGAAAAAUGGACUGUAUUGACCCACACCUUUCUGUGGGCAAGUUCUUCAUCUGCUUACUUCUGGUUCUGCUUCAGGCGUCCAACGCCACAUCUCAAAGUUGUUCUUUUGAAAGCCCAGUACAGUUUCAAGAAAACAACAAUGUUGGUGAUGUUGUGACAACAAUUUCCAUCACAACUGGAGAGACAAUUGCCAUUACAAGCACAGACGUGCCAUUUGGCAUUAAUGGAAACCAGCUGAUAGCGACUGAAGUGUUGGACCGUGAGGAGACACAGACCUAUGCUGUUGUUAUAAGAUGUACUCUGGGUAGUGCAUCGAUUUCAAAAACUAUCGUGGUAAUUGUGCAAGAUGUGAACGACAACGAACCAUUUUUUGAGAAGGACUUGUACCAGGAAAAUGUUGAAGAGCUGGCUCGGAUAGACACCAUUGUGGGUCAGUUUCCUGCCAUUGACCUUGAUGGAACUGUGCUGUACUACACGCUGAAAUCUGAGUCUGAACCUGACGCCUUUAAGCUGAGGUCGCAAAGUACACCAGAAAUCCUUGUCAAUAGGCCUCUUGAUUAUGAUAAAGUCAAAGAGGUUCGACUGAUACUGGAAGCCCAAGAUACACCUCUGACUUCUCCACCUGAAGGGCCAUCAUUCACUGCUACCACAACCAUCCUGAUCUCCAUCAUAGACAUUGAUAACCGACCUCCAUGGUUCGAACCUUGUGCCAGGCAUGAUAUAAAUGAAGCAGUGAUUUGCCUGAAUACAGGCUACACUGGCAAAAUUUACUUAAACGAACAAGAGACUGGAGUGUUGCCUUUGAAGCCCGGACCUCUUUAUGCCAUUGAUGGAGAUUUAGGAAUAAAAGAGGAGAUAACCUAUUCCAUCUUUUCUGGAAAAGAGGACGACCUGUUUUCUAUUAAUCCAAACACUGGAAACAUCACCAUGCUGCGGCCAGCGGAUGUUGUGGGGGAAAUUGCACUGACAGUUCUGGCUGCUCAGACGAAAAACACUCAUCAGUUCGCAACCACAACAGUGACGUUCAGAGUCCAAGUGCACAGCCUUCAUGCUCCAGAGUUUCAGAAGGCUUUAUAUGAAGGUCUGAUCACUUCAGUGGGCUCUAUGGCAAUGGACCUGACCAACAAGGACCAGCCGUUACAGAUCAUUGCUACAGAUGAGGACUACAUUGGCGCUGGGGGAAUAAACCCCAACAUCACCUACUCAAUCAAAGGCAGCAGUGAUUUUGCUAUUAUUGGUGGCUACGUGUUCUUGACCAAAGCUCUGCCAGAGAGCUCAGUAUCAAUCCAGGUUGUGGCAACAGACGUUUCUAAUGAUGAAACAGCUACUGCAGAGCUCCGAGUUGAACUGACGUUGGGUCUCUCUACCACCACGUUGCCUCAGAGCACUACAGACUCUAUGACCACAACAGCCAUAGAGAAAUCCACCUCUGAUAGCGAGACAACCAAAGAGAUCAUGCCCACCAGUGACUCCACUCUGUCAGCUGACACCAUCGUCACCACUGGGCCCACAGAAGGAGCCUCAACUGCAAGCACAGCUCGCCCAGUGGGACCAGCUGGUGAGUUUGGAAUUGUGGACAUGGCUGCAUUGGGGGCAACCUUGGGUGUUCUUUUGUUUCUCUGUGUGCUGGUCAUCGGGUUGCUUGUUUAUCGCAUGAGGAGGGGAAAUGCAGCCUGGAAGAAGAUCCAAGAGGCCAGCAUGUUUCGGAGCUCUCUGGGUGAAGCCAAUCAAAAAGAAGGAAUUCAAUACACAAACGAGGCUUUCCAAAACAACGACGAUGACAGAAGUAGCACAGGCUCUGGUGGUCCAGAGGGAAAAGGCGUAUUAACUAGCUGGGAUCCACCAAAGCCAGUAGAGAACACUCACUCCGAAGGAGCGAGCCAGAGCUCUUCAGCACGACAACGGACCCAAUUUUCUGACAACGCCAGCGACAGCGGCUCAGAUCGGGCAGACAAUGAAAAAGAGGUGAAACCCAUCCUGACCAAAGAGAGGCGAGUGGAGGAGGGAUACAAGUCUGUCUGGUUUAAAGAGGACAUUGAUCCCAAUGCCAAGGAGGAAGUGGUCAUCAUCCCAGAAAAUCAAGAUGAACACAGCGAUGAUGAAGAUGAGGAGCCAUCGUCCGACAGCAGAGGAGACAAAGAUAAAAAUUUGCAGCGAAAAUCACCAAAAGUCUUGUUUGCUGAAACGGAUCUGGAUAGUGGUCUUGGUGUCAAGUUCGAUGAUCCAGCAGAUGAUUCUGAGAAUGACGACGAACUUAACUUUGAUUUGUGAGAACGGCUGAAACGUGAGCUAAUAACAGGAACCAGCCAUAUUAAAAAUGUACAUCGACUUAUCAUCCAUGUAACUGUUAAUCUUAUCAGCCUAUAGCAUCGAAUAUGGACCAGAAAAACACCCUGUAAAAGAAAAAUAUUUUGAUGUAAAAGUGUGAAUUGCAUUUGAAAAGGUGAUUUGUUUUGUUAAGUUGUCAAUGAAUGUUUUAUUUGUGUAAAAAAUUUCAUGCAGAAACUGUUGCGGAACAACCAGAUUAAAUACAUGCAAAGUGUU